GAGGUGUGGUAUCAUAACCUCUUUCUGCUAUUUCUUUUGUGGUUUCUCAUAUUUCAAUUACAAGUCAGUAUAACUCUGUGAUAAAUGAUAACUGAUAAAAUGUUAAAAUUGUGAUGGUGGUGGUAGUGGCCAUGAAAGGUGACAAUCAUUAUGGAUAACUGGACUACUGUAUUUAUUACAAGUUUGCGGUAUUGACAUCAAAAUGACAUUUCUAUGUUGAUGCACCAAAAUAAACCGCAGGAAAACAACUCUACAAUGAUUUUUAAAUCGUUGUUUGUCUGCGGAAUACUUCCAGUCUCAUUAAGUGACUAGUAAAAUACUGACGUUUUACCAACUGUCAUUUAAAAUGCAAAAUCAUUCAAAAUUUUAAAUAUCUCUCAUAUUAAUUACAAGAUUCGACAAUGGAGGAUUACACUCCGGUCGAUGAGGACUUUCCUGGACGAUUGUUGCAUCAGGCUGCACUUUGGGACAAUGCAGAACUUCUCGAGGACCUUUUGGGUGGUGAACACAAUCAGUACAUAAAUAGUCAGGAUUCAUGGGGACGAACGGCUCUUCAUGCGGCGGCAAUAACGGAAAAUUCACGAUGUCUUGAAGUUCUAUUGUCAGCCGGUGCUAAUCCAAAUAUUGCCUGCGGUCCACGAGGUCAGUAUCGUACACCACUGCAUAUUAGCGCGGAAUAUGGUCACGUAUCGAAUGUCGAGAAGCUUCUCGAGUUCAAAGUUGAUCUCGGUGUUUGUGACAAGAAUGGAUAUUCACCAUUGGACGUUUCCGACAAAAAGGAACACACAAAAUGUUCCGCAUUAUUGAAGCAAGCCGAGGAGAAAUAUGAACUCGAACGAUUAGCAUCUCACGCAACAUUGAGAGCAGUUUGCGUGCAAGGCGAUGUGACAGCAGCGCGAAAUAUCAUUCAAGGUUUAGCAAAUGAUUUGGAAAUUAUUAUCAACAUGGCGCCAAAUGGAGCGAAUACUUUGCUUUUUAUUGCUUGUGAAAUGGGACAGAGGGAAAUUGUUCGUUUACUAUUGGAGAAUGGUGCUGAUUGUAGAAUUCAUUCGGUGACAAAAUACUGUCCAUUGUACAUUGCUUGUUACAAUGGUAAAUUAGAAAUAAUUGAAAUUCUUCUUCGUCACUUUCCCAAACAAAUUCAGUCAUUAACUGUCGAGAAGAGGCUACCGAUUCAUGCAGCUGUGAUAAAUGGUCAUCACGCCGUCUUUGAUCUUCUGCUCAAAUUCGAAUAUCCUCAGAAUUUAUUUCAACGAUUUAAGGAUCCAUCAGGGGAAUUUGAAUAUGAGAUGGCGUUCGAUAUUAAUACACAAGAUGUUACGGGUCAAAAUAUUCUUUAUAUUUCUAGUAUGUCGGGUAAUUUUAGAAUAGUUGAAAAUUUAUUGAAUUAUAAGGUGAAGGCGAGGAAGAUAAAGGAGGAAGAGGCGGGAAGUGCAACACCAGUGCCGAUGUCGAAGAGAAGAAUAUCGAGUGGUAUUCAGAGAUUAAUGUCGAGCUUAAAUUUUAGGAAUAAAUCGUCCGAGAAGAAGGAUGAUUGUAUUUGUCCUUUGUAUUUAGAUUUGUAUUGUAAUAAUAAUACGGAAACGGCUUUACAUGUUUCUGUAAAGGGUCGUCAUUUGGACGUUGUGUCGGCUUUGUUGAUCGCUGGAGCAAAUGCGAAUUUACCGGUGAAAAUUCUGUAUGAUCAGUUGGAUCCCGAGUCGAGUUUUUCGACAGUAUUGGCGAUUGCUUGCGAGAAUCGGGACGUGAAGAUUGUGGAUCUUUUGUUGAAACACGGAGCGGUUGAUAAUGAGUGUAAGGCUUUGAAAAUUGCGGCACAAAAUCGGGACGAAACACUGACUGCAAAGUUACUUUCGAUAAAAGCUUUUCCCGACUCGGAGUAUAAGAUUAAUAAGAAGGCGAUGACUGACAGUACGCAAUCGUCGCAUUUUUCGGCUUUGUCUAGUUUCGGUAAUGUUACUUAUUCGACUUUGUUUCCGAACGUUCCUACUAUGAUUAAUUGGCACAAUCAACAGUGUCGCUUGUCGCAAAUUAGGUCCCAGUGGUUUGUCGAUGCGGUGCUACACGUUAAUAAGAAGCUCAGUGCGAAAAAUAACGAUCUUGUGCUUUAUGCCAUCACGAGGAUUGACAUAUCCCAUAAUUCUAUUACGUCCGUUCCGUCCAUGGUUUUCUAUUUGCAAAGUUUGAAAUAUCUGAAUAUGGCUCGUAAUAAGAUCGAUACACUAACAGCGGAGUCGAAAAAUCCGAAAGAUAAACUCUGUCCGGUUAUGGAAGAAUUGUAUUUACAGGACAAUCGAUUGGAGCAAUUACCCGAGUUUUUGAUGAAUUUUCCAAGUCUCGAAAUUCUUGACGUCUCGAAUAAUAAACUGCAGUGCUUGCCGAAUAAUCUUUGGCGAGCGCCGAAAUUAAAAGAAUUGAAUGCAUCUUUCAAUCUACUGCGCGAUUUGCCGAGCGAAGUAUUUCAGAAUAUCGAUAAAAAAUUCGAUCGCGACGAUGCGAUUGGACACAGUCCAAGUUUCCGAAAUUUAGUCUCACAGAUUGAAUUUUCACGUGAGAAUUCCGCCGAUUCGAUGGACUCGUUUUCGAAAAUUGCCAAUGCGAGAAUUAUUGAAAUUGAACGUCCGCACGUUUGGACGAAAUCGGUGCAGGUUUCGGAGAAAAUCACUGACGAUCACACGGAACCAGGGAUUAGAUCCGUCUUGUCGUCGUUGAAUCUAGCGCACAAUUUGUUCAACAGUAUUCCUGUGGCUCUGCCCUGUUUGGCCGUGAGUUUAGUGAGACUGAACAUGGCUUACAAUUCCCUUCGAUCAAUGAGUCACAUCACGUCAUAUCCGGCGAGUUUGAAGCAAUUGGAUUUGUCGAAUAAUCAGAUAUCCUGCUGGCCAAGUUUGCCACAAGUUGACGCCGAUGCCGAUUCUAUGGAGCAAGCCACCACUGCCUGUUAUUGUCCCACGACGAAUAUUCAAUCGCCGAUUGGUCCCAGUAAUCGACAGACGGCAACUUCACUACGUGACGUCGUUUUGAUGUCGGUUUGCACCCACAGACGCCACUUGCGUUUAGAGAGCCUUCGGACUUUAGUGUUGGCUAAUAAUUUACUCACCCGAAUACAGUUGACUUCAGUCGAUGACGGUGAGAUGAUUGGCAAUGACGAGGAGAAUAGCGACAAGUCCUCACACAAGUCCUCCUCCUCCUCCUAUCCCAAUUCGAAAUUGUACCUUCUUUUUCCGAAUGUCAGCAUGUUGGAUGUGAGUAACAAUCACUUGAAAGACAUUCCGCACAAUAUUUACGAACUCAGUAAUCUUUCCGUUCUGAAUGUAAGUGGAAAUGUCGACAUUGUGGAACUACCGCCUCAAAUGGGUCUUCUUUCCCGAUUGUGGAAUUUGAACACUCAGGGUUGUAAAUUACAAGAGCCCCUGAAGACUAUGAUCGAGUCGAAGAAGUACAAAACUAUGGACGUUAUUGGAUAUCUAAAAUCGGUUCUAGAGGAUGCAAAGCCUUAUGCGAGGAUGAAAUUGAUGAUUGUUGGUAUUCAAGGUAUUGGAAAGACGAGUUUGCUGGAGCAAUUGAGACAGGAGGGAGAGGUGCCGAAUAAGAAGAAAUCGGCCGAUCAUUGGGCGAAACGAAUGGGGAAUAAAAAUAUCAAUGCGAAGACAGCUCGUGGGACGAUUAUAUCGACGGUUGGUGUCGACAUCGGCGACUGGAUGUACGAAAAAAAAGUCCGUGGUCAAUCAUCUCACGGAGGUGUAUAUUUUCGAACCUGGGACUUUGGGGGACAGAAGGAAUACUAUGCGACACAUCAGUACUUUCUGUCGAAACGGAGUCUUUAUUUGGUUGUUUGGAAGAUUACCGAUGGUUUUAAGGGCGUUGCGGAGAUUUUCCAGUGGCUAGUGAAUAUACAAAGUAGGGCACCGAAUUCACCGGUGAUUAUUGUGGGAACUCACUAUGACAUAUCGAAUGAGCAGAGUGAAGUACUGCAACAACAUAUUAGGGACAAGUUCAUAAACGUCGUGGACGCCGAGAAAUGCGGACUACCUAGAGUUAUGGAGACAAUUGAAGUCAGUUGCAAGACGAGGCACAAUAUCAAAAUGCUCUGUAAUUUGAUUUAUGACGUUGUCUUUAGUCUCAGGUCACCUGGGAGUAAGGAAUUGCUUCUCGAGCAACGAGUUCCGGCGAGUUAUCUAGCACUUGAAGAAGUUGUCGUUCAACUAGCUCACGAUCGUCGACUGUCGGGUGCUGAUCCUGUACUUCGUGCCGAUCAAUACUACGCAACGGUGCAAAGUGAAUUGACAAAAUUACGCCGAUCGUUUCGCGAUCCUGCCGAACUACAUCAGGCUACUUUGUUCCUGCACGAGAAUGGAAUUAUUCUCCACUAUGAUGACGCGACACUUAAGGACCUUUACUUUCUGGAUCCUCAAUGGCUCUGUGAUAUGCUGGCGCAUGUCGUUACUAUCAGGGAAAUAAAUCCAUUCGCUCGCUCGGGAAUCAUGAAACUAGACGACAUUCAACACGUUUUUAAAUCGUCGACAAUCUCAUCGGUGGACACACAAGGAUACAUCGUGAGUCUCCUGAAUAAAUUUGAAGUCGCUCUCACUUGGGACUAUCGGACACUACUUAUACCCUCCCUUUUACCAUCGGAAGAGGACAUUUUGCGGAACAAUCAAAUUAUCAAAAUCCCGGUGAAAACUCGUGGCUGGCACACGAGAUCGAAGAAAAUUAUUACUUCGCCACUAUUUCCGUUUCCAAAUUCGUCGAGUACAGAGAAGGCGAAUUUGGAGUGUUCGUACUUGACGUCGAGACCACAGCCGGAUUGUUCGAUAACGAGACUUCUUUUGAUGUCCUAUUUCCCGAGUGGAUUUUGGUCACGGUUGAUAACGAGAAUUUUAGCCGACGAUGCAAUUGUCGAUGUUGUCAUGUCGUUUUUAACACCAUUCAAGGAUGCGGUUGACGAGAAGAUCUUCGCCUCCAUGCUCGACACACACGCCGAAUGGAUUCUGUGGCAAACUGGAAUUGAACUUCGUUACGCGGGAGUUGUUCUUCUCCGACUAAAGGAAGUGAAUUACAAUCUGAAAAAUUCGCCGUACGAUUACAGACAGUAUAAGUUUAAGCUCAAGCAGGAUGGAAUUUGGUGCACGGUCGAUUUGAAGAAUAGUGCGAUUCUUGAAAUUUGGUUCCCGGUGGAUACACUCGUGGUGAAGCAGCCGAUAAUUACCGAAGUGUCCGAGGACGAGCCUAUUGGAUAUCAAGCGAUUGUUGUCGAUCCACAACCGGAGAGUAUGCCACAAUUACUGGCUUUGAUUGUCGAUCAUAUAGACAUUCUUUUGGAGGAUUGGUAUCCAACAUUGGGAACUAGAUUCGUUCAUACUUCGGAGGGAAAAUUGUUGGUUACUCGAUUGAUUCCGUGUCCUAGAUGCUUGCUGAAUAAUGGUGACAAUGACGAGGAUCAGGAUAAUGAGGAGAUACAGAGUUACUAUCAAAAUCGGGAGAGACAGAGUCAGGAUAGUUAUAAAUCGGAUGGUGACAGUGGGGUUGGGCAGGAUGACGGUUCAACCUCGAGUCGAAUGCCAUCGUUAGAGGGGAAUCCGGACGUGAAACACUUUCUCAAUUCGGAGGGAACACUUGUGUAUUCCUGGAUGGUGGAGGAGUGUAUUUUGUCUGCGUAUAGUAAUAAAACUAUUAGUUGCCCGAAACAUUCGGAUAUUCCCCUGUCCCACAUUGCGCCGGAUAUUAUUUUCAUGGAUCUUGGCUCUAGGCACUUGAUAAAGUCGGAUGAUAUCAAACGGGGGAAAAUGUUGGGACGGGGAGCGUUUGGUUUUGUGUUUCGUGGUAUUUGUCGUCUGCCUGGGACUAACAGUCGAGCGGAUGUUGCCAUGAAGAUGUUGCAACCGGUUCCACCGGGGCCGAAUUCGAAGCAGUCGGCGAUAUUGGCUUUUAAGGCCGCGCAGAGUAAGUGGGAUCGUGAUCCUCUGCAGUACGCUUGCAAGGCUUAUUGUACAGCGAGGCAGGAAUUGAAUAUUCUCUUGACGUUGAGACACGCGAAUAUUGUUCCCCUUGUGGGGAUUGUGAUAAGUCCUUUGGCGCUUGUUCUCGACUUGGCACCCGAGGGGGCUUUGGAUAACGUUUUGAAGAAUUAUCGAAGAUCGGGGGCUAAAUUGGAGCCGUAUACACUGCAGGCGAUUAUUCUCCAGGUGGCGAAGGCUGUGGAGUAUCUUCAUCAGCAGCACGUUAUCUAUAGGGACUUGAAGUCGGAGAAUGUUCUCGUUUGGCAGAUACCUUUACCGUUUCAAGACCAUCCGGACCAUCCGGUUCAUGUCAAAGUCGCUGACUAUGGAAUUUCAAGGCAGACUUUGCCAUCGGGUGCUAAGGGUUUUGGAGGAACGGAAGGCUUCAUGGCGCCGGAGAUAAUAAAGUACAAUGGCGAGGAAGAGUACACGGAGAAGGUGGAUUCGUUUUCGUUCGGUAUGUUCAUCUAUGAAUUGAUAACACUGAGGCAGCCAUUCGAGGGCCAUGAGGCUGUCAAGGAGUGCAUUCUCGAAGGAGGCAGACCGCCCCUAACCUACAGAGAUUUGCACCAUCCAUGUUAUGCUCUAGAUUUGAUGGUUAUUUGCUGGUCGCAAAAUCCUAAGGAUCGACCCACAGCGAGCCAAAUUGUGUCCAUAGCAUCAGCGCCCGAAUUUGUGCACCUAAUAGACGUGACCCUACUGACGGAGAAAUCGAGAGUAACAGCAAUUACUAUGUCAUCCAGAAAUCUCGAGGAGAACACCACUGGGGACGAAAUUUGGCUCGGGCACAACAAUGGCGAAAUCGACGUUCUUCUAGGAACCCAAAAAGGUUGGUUACAACAUGUCCGGAUAAACACACCAGUAAUACCCUUCGCAAUGUGCGAAAUUGACGGUUACAUCUGGAUUGGCGACAAUGCCGGUCAAAUACACGUCUACCUUGGAACAAAUUUCGCCUGCGUUGCCAGUUACCACCUGGACGAUGGCAAUAGUACUUCGAAAAUUGUCGGUCUAACCUAUCUAGAGCAUUUGAAGCAGUUCGCCAUCGCCUUGUGCAGUGGGAAAUUAUUUUUAGUAUCCAACUCCUUUACCCAAAUAAAGAAGAGUGAAAUUGUCGGCGAAUCGAAGGAUGAUGUGAAAACAUAUUCCCUCGCCAUUGUCUGUAAGAAACGACGUAUCGUGGAAUUGUGGUUAGGCCAAAGUUUCGGUAGAAUCAGUGUCUAUGUUCUAAAGGAUGGGAAUUUGAUCGACACUGUUGAAAUGACACACGGCGUUGGCGAUAGUGGCGACAAGAAUUUAUUCGCCACUUAUCUACUGAGCGCUGAGAAUUCAAUUCUAUCAUACACCUGUCCAGGUUGUGUUGUCUAUCAAUGGGACACGGAGGGUAAACAGAUUGUGAAUAAACUGGACAUGUCGAAAUUGGUGCCUUGCUCGGAAAGUUUGAAAUCGAUUUCAAUUGAGGAGAAUCUCACUUCGGAUAAAUGUCAAGUGACGAGUAUUGAGUCGUGUAUGAAUCAGCUUUACAUUGGAACAACGUGGGGAUGUAUUGCGGUUGCUGAAUGCAAUUCAUUGAGACCGAUUACCGUUUUUCGACCAUUUGAAAGUGAGGUGUGUCAAAUUGUUUCAUUUAAAUCGACGAAUAAGAAGAGAAUGAUCUUGGUGACUGUUGGACGUGGUUAUCGGAGUUUAAUCACGAGGUACACGGAUUCGCCGAUAGAUAGUUUAGAAGCGGAGGAUUUAAAGCAUAAUAUGUAUACUCUUCUCUGGAGAUCGGAACACUGGUCAGCUGCCUGAGUCUUGCCCGUCUUGCACAAGUAAAUUUUAUUUAUUUAUUUUUUU
Molecule: messenger RNA, 7835 nt
Organism: Leptopilina heterotoma
Lineage: Eukaryota; Metazoa; Arthropoda; Insecta; Hymenoptera; Figitidae
Gene: Lrrk
Product: leucine-rich repeat serine/threonine-protein kinase 1
Exons: 2
Coding region: 402-7790 (2462 amino acids)
Biological process (GO): protein phosphorylation
Molecular function (GO): ATP binding; protein binding; protein kinase activity
Source: RefSeq, a predicted model, not a curated record